AUGGGUGAACCUGUCCCUAUAAGCAUUGCUAAAAGCUUACGGAGUAAGUGGAAAAGGAAGAUGCAUGCUGAAAAGAGAAAGAAGAAUGCCCCAAGGGAGCUCAACAGACUGAAAAGUAUUCUCAAAGUUGACGGGGAUGCUUUAAUGAAAGAUGUUGAAGAAAUAGCGACUGUGGUGGUACCCAAACAGUGCCAGGAGAAAAUGCAGUGUGUGGUGGAGGGUAAAAAGGAUGACAUGAAAAUGGAGACUGAAAUUAAGAGAAAGAGAAAGACUCUUCCAGGCGAACAUGGACAGUACCCAGUAUGGAUGAACCAGAGGCAAAGAAAAAGACUGAAGGCAAAAAGUGAGAAAAAACGGGGGAAAAGCAGAGCCAAGGCAGCAAAGGGCCUGGCCUGUUAG
Chionomys nivalis (European snow vole) is the source of this 399-nucleotide messenger RNA. RefSeq names its product protein LLP homolog. The record is from RefSeq and is a predicted model, not a curated record. Gene Ontology annotation, cellular component: nucleolus. The transcript has 2 exons. Gene Ontology annotation, molecular function: RNA binding. NCBI's taxonomy places the organism in Eukaryota, Metazoa, Chordata, Mammalia, Rodentia, Cricetidae. Bases 1 to 399 code for a protein of 132 amino acids. Gene Ontology annotation, biological process: dendrite extension.